Molecule: messenger RNA, 4174 nt
Organism: Silurus meridionalis
Lineage: Eukaryota; Metazoa; Chordata; Actinopteri; Siluriformes; Siluridae
Product: sodium-dependent neutral amino acid transporter B(0)AT3-like
Exons: 12
Coding region: 442-2316 (624 amino acids)
Biological process (GO): sodium ion transmembrane transport
Cellular component (GO): plasma membrane
Source: RefSeq, a predicted model, not a curated record
CAUUGUUUAAAUUUUAAAGUCAUGAGAAUGAGUAAGCUGUUAACCUGUAGAUUAGAUGCUCUGCAAAAGUGCCAGAAAGCCCAUAGUUAACAUCCUUCUUUCAAACUGUGAGGUCAUGCCAAUGAGUAAGCUGUUAACCCGUAGAUUUCUGUAGAUGCUCUGCUCAACCACAGACUAGCAAACAAAUGAGUAGGAGUGUUAUCCACGGUAACUGUCUGUGCUUCCUGGCAUAUCUCAGAAUGCUGAAAAAGUGCCAAAAAAAGCAGUAAUCUGCAGCAUACAGUGGGAUUGAACAAAAAGGGCCAAAACUCCUCCCCUUCAUCUGAAGAACAACCCCAUAAAAAAUGUCAAUGUAAAGAGAUGCAAGAGCUGGUGUGAAGAGGAAAUGAAAGUCAGACCUGGAUCGUGACUCACAAAUCAACUGCAAAAGGAAACUGAAGGAUGGAUGAAGCCCACAGCAGCAAAGACAUUGAGCUGAGCCAAGCUCACGAAGAUGCCACUAAGACUGAUGAACGCCCCAAAUGGGACAAUAAAGUUCAGUACCUAUUGACGUGCAUUGGAUUUGCUGUCGGCUUGGGGAACGUAUGGAGGUUCCCUUACUUGUGUCAGGUAUAUGGAGGAGGUGCAUUUCUAAUCCCAUACCUCAUAGCACUGGUGUUUGAGGGGCUUCCACUGCUUCAUAUGGAACUGGCUAUUGGUCAGAGACUCCGCAUGGGCAGCAUAGGGGUUUGGAACUCAAUCUCACCUUAUCUAGGAGGAGUAGGUGUGGCCUCAAUGACUGUGUCAUUUUUAGUUGGCUUGUUUUACAACACUAUACUGGCUUGGGUUCUGUGGUAUUUCUUCCAUUCAUUCCAAAACCCACUGCCAUGGCAGUCGUGUCCGGUUAAUGCUAACCUCACUGGAUACGUUAUGGAAUGUGAGCAGAGCACUCCAGUGAACUACUUUUGGUACAGAGAGACACUGAAUAUCACUCCUAACAUUACAAUUAAUGGGGAUCUUCAGUGGUGGCUAGUUGUAUGUCUGGCUUCAGCUUGGGGUAUUGUCUAUAUCUGCUUCAUCCGAGGCAUAGAGACCAUCGGCAAGGCUGUGUAUGUCACAGCUACCUUCCCAUAUCUUGUGCUCACCAUCUUUCUGAUCCGGGCAUUAACUCUGCCAGGAGCUACUAUAGGAUUGCGCCACCUCUUUACACCAAAUUGGGAAACCCUGAAAAGCCCAACAGUGUGGUUGGAUGCAGCAACUCAGAUAUUCUUCUCUCUGUCUCUUGCAUUCGGAGGCCUUAUUGCAUUUUCCAGCUAUAACCCACAAAAAAACAACUGUGAGCGAGAUGCUCUGAUUGUUGGCUGCAUCAACAGUGCUACCUCAAUCUAUGCGUCAAUUCCAAUUUUUUCCAUCCUGGGAUUUAAAGCACUGUCCAGCUAUAAUGAUUGUGUAAACAGUAAUAUUCAGGAGUUGAUGAAUGCUUUUAAUAUUCCGGAUAUGAAUAUAACAGAGGAAAAUUAUGAUUCAUACUUGAAACAUCUUAAUGCUACAGAUCCACGCAUGGUGCAGCAACUAAAUCUGAGAACAUGUAAUCUCCAAGCACUGCUUGAUCAGAGUGCCUCAGGCACAGGUUUGGCUUUCAUCGUGUUCACUGAGGCCGUGAUAAAGAUGCCGGGGUCUCAGGUCUGGGCCGUGCUCUUCUUCAUUAUGCUUUUCAGUCUUGGACUUUCGUCAAUGUUUGGAAAUCUGGAGGGAGUCCUGACUCCUCUGCUGGACCUUCACCUAGUGCCCAAGUGCAUUCCUAAGGAGAUUUUCACAGGUCUGAUUUGCCUGGUUUCCUUCAUUGUGGCACUCAUCUUCACUAUGGGAUCUGGAAACUACUGGCUGGCCAUAUUCAAUAACUAUGUAGGUUCCUUGCCUCUGCUGGUCAUCGCCUUUUUUGAGAUCACAGCCGUGAUUUACAUCUAUGGAGGCAACAGAUUCAGUGAUGAUAUAGAGUGGAUGACGGGACGCAGACCCAACCUGUACUGGCAAGCUACAUGGAGAGUGAUUAGUCCUUUGAUGCUUCUGGUGGUCUUUUUCGCUUAUUUGGUUGUACAGGCACAACAAAAACCCACCUAUGAAGCAUGGAACCCUGAUUAUGUGAAUUUUCCUGCUCCUGAAAUCCUGACAUAUCCUGGCUGGGUCUACAGCAUCUGUAUUCUCCUGGCUGCUGUUCCCUGCUCACUUAUUCCACUUUGGGCACUUUAUCACUUUAUAAAAUUUUUACAUAAGCGCCUAGCGGACAGACUAGCUACAAGAUGUUAUGAUAAUGAAGGAUACGAGGUAGAAACAUAAUCUAUUAUAUAUAUUACUUUUUAUUAUGGAUCAUAAAAACAUCAAAUGUAUGGUUGUGUUUUGUAUACUGACACCAAAAAGAUUAUAUACUGUCAUCAUUUGUAUUGUGUCCUUUGUUUUUAAAUCGAAUACUGUAUUUAACAUUACUAAAGUAAUGUAAAUGGACUGCUCUUUGUUUAAGAACACAUUAUAUAAAUUAAUAUAUAAUAAUACUUUAUAUGCAUAAUAAUUAGGUUAUUCUCUAAGUUGACAAUGUUUCUCCAGUCUCUGCGCAAUAAAUAACAAAAUCUGCACAGCAACUUUAUAAUUUUUUAUAAAUGGUUUUAGGGUAUUGUUUUGUUCAUUUUGUCAUAUUUUGUCUUUAAACUAUCAGCAUUCUAAUAUAUUUUGGAAUAUAUGGAAGUUUAUAAUGUUUAUAUGUAUGUUUGAAUGAAAUGACAAAGGGAGUCAUUUAGGUUAGACAGUUUUUGAAAAAGAAAAAAAAAAAGUAAUAAACUGUUUGGUCACUGAACAAAUAUGUCCCUGUGUACUUCCUUGUCUGAUAAGAUGGAUCUGUUUGUUUUGGUUCAAAUAAAAGUGAUGAUUGCUAUGAUACAAGGAAAAUGGUAUCAAUAAAACAACUUGCCCCAUCAUUCAGUUAAUUAUUAAAAGCAAUUACAUUUUUGUAAUAGACAUCUUAAAGAAUAAACAAAUCAUAAUAAUUUAAAUAAAGAAUAAAUAAUUAUAAUAAAGAAUAAAAAAAACCCUCUAUUUGUUUAACAAUAUCAGAAUGAAUGAACUCAUUUGUUCAGACCAGAGAGGAGAAAAACAGGAUGUCUGAUAUCACCUUAUGUUGUUUGUAGAUUAGUGCUCUAUCAGCAGUACAUGUCUUGUGUAUAGUGAAUCACAGCUUAUGGAGACUAUAUAUUUGCUGUGUUCCUGAUCAUUUAGAUAACGUUUCAUUAGAGUGUAGAACAGUAGAGCUGUAUCGUUACACUCCCCCAUGUUAUCUAUAGUCAUUGUCGAAGAGAGAAUAGACCGAGAGCUAUGAGUUUAACUUGCAUUAAUGAUAAGCCAUAGAGGAGAAUAACUAUCUUCUAUGGUUCAGUUAAAAGCUGUUGCAAAGAACUUUUCUUGCAAAGAGUUGAGAAACUAAAUAUAACUGAGUUUCUCAAUCUUUCCAAAUGUUUGUGUGAGAGGGUCACACAGUCUCACAGCAUUUCUUGAUAUUGUAAGGAACUUUAAUUUAUCGAUUCGUAUUCAUGGACAUGAAUUUCUCUCUUUCUUUGUGUCAUUCAGCAUGAGAAGAUAAUUGGUAAUGCUGACAAAAACUACAAAGGCAAUAUUUUUUAACCAUUUUUAUCAAAGAAUAAGGCCAAAAAUAUACGGUUCGGGCAAGGGUAAGGGUUAAGGUUAGGGUAAGGUUUAUACUGCUAAAUGUGUGUCUGUAAUUAUCGCAGUCUCCUUAAUUUACCCGGCAGAAUAAAUUUACUGUAUUUUGACUGGAAGGAACCACUGAUGAUGGUCUAUAAUAGCGAGUACCUUACUGAAUAUAAAGCAAUAAAAACAAGGAUAAAAUCUCCUGUUUAAACAUUGAGUAAUAGUGCAUGAAGAUUAAAAAAUCAAUAACAAACGAGAGAAAAAAACAAUUCAGCAUCUGUAGUAUCCAAUGCCAAUAAGAAAACUUUGGCAGAGGCACCAAGAAUACUUCCUAUUGAAAUACAUUACAUAGAAAGUCAUCUUCAUUGACACGAGAAAAAAGGGGGAAUUUGUGUCUAUGAACAAGAAUCAAUAGAUUACAUUUCGUGACUAUAUCACGAAAUGGCGUGAGACUGGGCUGGAGAGGAAGAAUCACCUCAAUUAGUCAUUUAGCAGACAC